AAAAUAUAGGGGGUGGACUGGCUCACAAUGACUAGUCUCACUUUAUUUGGAGUAUGUUUUAUACGCAGUAUUUAAAGAGUUGCCAUUUUAGCGUGCCAUACUAUUCAUGCCUGUCAUCCGGAUUCUAUUUUUAGUUAUGAACAUCGUCAUUUUGGUCUCGUGAUGAGCAGUGUGGUGUCUUUCAUCAAAGUUCAAUUCAAUUUCGGCGCAUUUAUUCAUCGUGCUCCUAAUGUUAAAGAAGGACCUCGUUAAUUUAAAUUUAGGAAUCAAAACUUAGAAUAUGCAUCAUCACCGUAGAGAAGAGAAUAGGGCGUUACGGCAAGAACACCGUGCGGAACGUCAAGAACACCGCCUCCACAACAAAGCUGUGAAUGCCGCUAUACAUGGUAACUUCCAAAAGGCAGCAAAAUUGGAGGCACGAGCCGCUGGCGCUCACCACCGGGCAGAAGCUGCAGGACACCGUGCCGACGUGGCUCACCACAAGGCCCAUCAUCAUGUACCACCACCGGUAGUUCAUCAUCAUCAUCAUCCUUCUCCUCCUCCUCAUCAUCAUAGUCCUCCUCCCCAUCACAGCCCUCAUGUAACCGUGGUUCAUCAUCACCCCCCCUCUGGAUACCCAACAGGUCAAGCUCCUCCACCAAGCUAUCCACCAGCCCAUCCUCCAGCCUACCAACCACCAUCUGCUCCUGGAUAUCCUUCAGCAACUGCACCUGGGUAUCCAUCCCCUACACCAGGUUAUCCCCCAUCAGAUAUGGACUUGUGUGAAGUGCAAGUACGUACGGAUAUCCGGUUGAGAGAAAAGCUGGUAGAUGGGAAAUGGGUUCCUCUUUCUGCAGAGAAGGAGGAACUGGAGAUAGUGGAUGUUUGGUCAGCUCCAGAGGCUGUUCCCUUCAUCGACUCCCCCAUUUCGUCAAGUCCGUCUGAUGAAGAGGAGGAGUUACCUCAGUUAUCAAGAAAUCCUUGCCUGUAUCCAGGGUGUGACCUUGGUACUGUUAAAAAUAUGAGGGUGCAUAUGAUGUCUAAACACGCCCCAGUUUGCUUUAAAACUAAGUCUCGUCCCACCACACGGCGAGCUUUGAUUCAAUUGAAAGUAUUGGAGGGCAUUGCAAAGGAAAUGGUAGGCGAGACAGCUACGCCUUUUGAUGUGGUCAGUCGUUUAAAUCGGGAGAAGGCAACCGGUGAACAAGGAGUAGUGUGGUCGAUCGAUGUUAGGACUCUCAGUGCCAUGCAUAAGCUGCGUGAAGUUAUUGGUGGCAUACCAACGGGUGGUUUUUCAGUGAACCCCAUUAGUCACCCGGCGGCUCUCAUACAUUGGCGUUGUUUCGUUGCCAUAGCACACCGCAUUGAUAGACGGAUUCUCAAUAGGAUUGUUGAUCGAGCAGAGUUAGCUGUGCCAGUGUUGUCUCAAGAUCAAAAGAAAAGAAGGCAUCCAGGUACGUCAUUAUCAGUAGAGCCACCCAAGUCAAAAAAAAAGAAGAGGAGGAAGCGAAAGUCGGCACAGCAAUUGCAACAAACUGCAACUCAAUCGUAUCCUCGGCAGGAACCCACAAACCUGGGAGCUGUGCAAAAUCACCCAGCUAUGCUGGAAGCGCCUCUGCAGCUCAAGAAUGGGCAGCAGUCAGUACAGCAGUUAAAACCAACUGCAGCGCAGUUGCCUCCUCGCCAGGAGCCCACGAAUCUGGGAGCCUUGCUAAGGGUGGCAACAAAUGCGUACGAUUCUCAUUUCAACCUCAACCGUCUGCGUCAGGACCUCAGGUUGAGCCUUGGAGAGUGUUUGAAUGAUAUGAGAGAGGCAGAGAAUUUCCAGCUAGAAUCGCGUCGUGUUAGAGUUGUGGGAGGUAUAGCUAUCUUCAGCGACCCUCCGAACUACUCCAUUUACAACGAGGUAUGCCGUCUUCGAGAGGAUGGUUACGAAAUAGGGGUUGGAAUUAAUCCGGCACAGGAUGUGUCACACCUUCAGUUUUCAAGGUUGAUUGAAUUGACAGAAUUUCCCCAAUUCAAAGUCCUUGGCCCAAUAGGUUUGGAUCACAGUAUGCCCCCAUCAGACUGGCCUCAACAAGACCACUUGUUGAUGAGAGUGCUAAGUCAGUGUUACUCCCCACAGCUGCACCGCGUCCUCUGCCUGCACAUUCGGGGUAUGCAUGACGAUGUUACAGCCGAAGAGUGCUACUUGCGUGCACUUUAUAUCCUUCGUCUAGCACGCAUACCUGCAGACCAACGACUACUUCUGCAUUGUUUCACAUCCACAAUAGAAGUUGUGGACGAGUAUCAAAAGUACUUCCCGGGGACGUACUUUGGCUUUUCUAUGAGUGUUGUUGGAUUCAACAGGAAGCAGAAAGAAGCGUGCAAGCACAUAGGUGCACUAAACGACAGACGGCUACUUAUUGAGUCUGAUGGGCCUCAUUAUCGGUCCACGGGUGAGCGGAUUGAGAGGCCGAAUAUGCUAUGGCUCGCGGCAGAAGCAGUGGGAAAGGUAUUGGACCGGGAAGCUCAGCAGAUCUUAGAUCUGACCAGAAAGAAUGGCCUAGACCUUUUCUGAGUGGUCCACUCGGACCCACAGAAAUAUUUAGUUUGUUUUCAUUCCUAAUCUUUUUUAUGAGGGGUGGGGUGGGGGUAAUGCCUAUUAAUUUGUUAUACCACUUCCCUCAUAGUAAAGGAACGGAACUAAAUGGUUAUGAAAGCACUUAAAGAUGCGUUUGUAAUACAUUCUGCACAGGGUCCACCUGUACAAAAGGUCAGCUUCAUCGAAACAACUUCAACUUCAAUUCCAUAGAAUACGGUAAGCUGUGAAUGUUAUGAUUUUCCUUCCACAUAUUUCAGCUGAAGAAUACAGUCCUGCAGGCUUACAUUUUCGGCCUACAGAGAAAGUUACAGUAGCUAAUGUGAUGCUCGCUGCAUCUGCCUUUCGUAUAGGUUUAAGAGUUGCAUGCGUUGCAGACCCUACUAUCUAGAGCGUGGUUUCCAUAAAAUUACUACAUUUUUGUUACAGUGUUUUUGCUGCAAUCGAUACACUGCGUAGCUGUCUCUAAUAAGACCAACCAUUCAGCGACACCUACAACUAUCAACGAUAGCUUGUAGUGAUUUCAUGGAAACGAAGCUUUAUGUUUAGUCUUGAAUAGGUACUCAAAACGGGAGGCCCAGGGUACACAUCAGGCUCUAGUCAAUCCAGUGCAUUCUGCCCGGGCACCCAUCGUAGCAACUACUGCAUGUAUCAUGGGCGGAUAGAGUGGUCACUGACCAUGCCCGUACCAAUCACAACAGUGCCAGGAAGACGUGUCCAAUAAACACGCGCUGUUCCACAAAUGCACAUGCUUUCAUACAUCUAUGCUAUUAUUUUGUGGAACCUUAACAACAAUGUCCAAGGGGUGGUGUAUGGCGAAAAAGGUUGAUUAAGUACAAUGAUGCUGCGACUUACGAGUUAGUUGCUUGCGUUCACUUUUACCUGUCAAGGUCCUGUCAUGCUAUUUGUAACAUUUUAAUCUAUGCCUAGGUGUAGCUUGUAGUAAUUGCAAGGCAUAAUGUUGCUUUUAACCAGUCAUUUGUAUGGUGCUACAUUACAAAUAGAACUCGAUUAGUAGGAUGUUUGAAUGGACACCACCUAAAGGCCUACGUCCUUGUUAUUUUGUAAAAGUUGUACUUAUUAUUUAAUUUUAAAAAACUUAUCUAAUUAGACUUUAUAAUGUUUAAAAGAGAUACUGCAAAAAUUGUUUGUUGAAUGUUAAGCAUGUUUUUGUGACAUACACUGAGCUAUUUAUUACUGUUGGUGAUGUCAGCAAAAAGAUGAAUUGUUGCUUAAGAAUUGAAUCUGUCGAAAUACAAUUUUGAGGCUUAUUGAUACUAUCAAGUUUCAUGUGACCAAUUUGUUUGAAUUGCCCAUAUAUGGACAUGAAAUGUCAUAUCUCAAACUUUUUUUAUCAUGAUUAUGUCGUACCCAUAUAUCGGCCUAUCGUAGAUAUUUGUGACAUGGAAUGUGAUAGUGUGGAUUCAGGUCAGACUUGACAAUGUUGGGUCAGAUUUAAAAAAUCAAAUGCGGUGUAUGAUCGCAAGUAUAGUGGAGAUGUAGCAUCCACAGAGUCUUUUUUCUUAACCUUUAACCCUCAUAAAUCAUCAGAUUGUUUCUUUAUGGUUAGGGCACCUAGAUAUCAGCCAACCUUCUAGGAUAUAUUCAUGAAUAUCUGUUUAUU
Messenger RNA from Anneissia japonica, 4184 nucleotides. RefSeq lists its product as uncharacterized. The record is from RefSeq and is a predicted model, not a curated record. The transcript has 5 exons. Lineage: Eukaryota; Metazoa; Echinodermata; Crinoidea; Comatulida; Comatulidae. Gene Ontology annotation, molecular function: hydrolase activity, acting on ester bonds. The coding region runs from base 281 to 2539 and encodes 752 amino acids.